Molecule: messenger RNA, 3130 nt
Organism: Hyla sarda
Lineage: Eukaryota; Metazoa; Chordata; Amphibia; Anura; Hylidae
Gene: PEX11A
Product: peroxisomal biogenesis factor 11 alpha
Exons: 4
Coding region: 176-910 (244 amino acids)
Biological process (GO): regulation of peroxisome size; peroxisome fission
Cellular component (GO): peroxisomal membrane
Source: RefSeq, a predicted model, not a curated record
AAAGGGCGUGCAGUUUCCGCCGGAGCGGGUAGGAGUCGGGCAGUCACGUGAUCGCACUCUGGUCAGGCACUUGCGGUGGCAGGUCCCCGUGCUGUAUUAAAUUGGUGACAGCCUCCUUUCAGUCCUCCGCUCUCAUAAGAUAUUAUAGAGGAGAGUGCGCCGCAUAAAACUAAAGAUGGAUUCAUUUGUGAAGUUCACGAACCAGAGUCAGGGAAGAGAUCGACUGUUCAGAGCUACUCAGUAUGCAUGCAUGUUGCUUAGUUAUGUUUUAGAGAAUAAGGCUGGCAGAGAGAAAGUGGUAAUGAAGCUCAGACGAGUGGAGUCUAACAUGAGCUCUGGCCGUAAAUUGUUCCGACUGGGUAAUAUGGCGCAUGCCAUAGAAGCUUCCAGAGCCUCCAUCCAGCUGUCAGAUCCCAUUCUGUGCUAUUGUCUGACUGCUGCCAACCUAAACCGCGUUCUUUACUUCACUUGUGACACCAUCCUGUGGGUGAGAAGUGUGGAUCUAGUUUCGAAUAUUGACAAGGAGAAGUGGCGACAUCGAGCUAGCCAAUGUUAUUUCUACUCUCUCCUCUUACAUCUUGCCAGGGAUUUAUAUGUAAUAGUGUACUGCAUGGAGAAAGAGAGGAACUGCAAGGGGAAAGGGGCUAAUGGGGAAAAUGGCCCUACUCUAAAUUCAAGUAGUACUUGGUUUAAAGGCCUUAAGAACUUCUUAUUUAUAUUUUGCUUAAGUUUAAAGAACCACCCUCCAGUCUUAUUAGACACAAUAAAAAAUGUGUGUGAUCUUUUCAGUCCUCUUGAUCACUUAGGAUUUUUCAAAACCAAUCCUGGAUUUAUUGGACUUUGUGGCCUAGUGUCUUCAGUCCUGGGCAUUAUGACUAUAGCAAAUCCACAAUUAAAGUUAAAAAACUGAUAGGAGGCAAAAUGCCUUUCCAAUUCCAAUUGCUGCUAUUUGAUACAAAUGAUGCUUUUAGUUAUCUAGAAGAAAUUGUAAACUACUUACUGUAUGCUGUGUUUAUUGUAGUAAAGCUGGCCAUACACAUAAUGAUGCACUACAACCACUACUACAACAGCUAUAUGGUGCUAGCAUAUUCCCCAGCACUUUACAAUUAGGGGAACCAGUGACUGUCAAAAUGGACAUAUGUAAAUAGAACAAAUGAAGAAAGGAUCCCGGGUACAAAGUGCUGAUUUUACUUAAGGGGGUAUCCAGCAAAACCUUUUUUAUCUAUAAAUGUGUCCAGGCUGUGUGAUAACAUAAAAAAAACGAUAUUUACCUCCCUUGCAGCCUAUGGUAUCAGCUCCCGAUCUCUGCUUAACCUUGCGUCCUAGAGCUGCAGACAAUUCAUCACAUUUCUGCACAGCCAAUCACUGGCAGAGGCGUCGAUGUGAUGUACCUUCUGUAGCUCUGGGAAGUGAAAUAGUGUGGAGACUGGGCACCAUUACUGGAGGCUGCGAGGGAGGUAAGUAUAGUAUAGUUUUUUUUAUGUUCCCACACAGCCUGGGCACAUUUAUAGAUAAACGUUUUUUGUUGAAUAACCCCUUUAAUGGCUUUGUACAUUGGAGAUGGGAAGAGAGUAGCAAAGUUAGAGUACCUGUCAUCAAAUUAUAUAGCAGUAGCAGAAGAAAAAGACGGUGCAAGCUGUAUUUUUUUCUCCUGCUAUUUUCCCCGAUGGCCAUCACACUUCCGUGUGAUAACUGUAGUGUGAAAGGGGCCUUAAAGAGAUCCUGUCCUAUCUGUUUCAGUUAAUACUUGUACAGUAUUUGUAUUAAAAUAACAAUACUGGAGCAUAAUUCCUUAAACUCUAUUCUGUUCCCCUGUUUGAAUAAAUUGAUAACUGGUAAUUACCAUUCUCUUGUCAGGGGGCGUGUCCCCCUCCCCAACUGGUAACACCCUCUUGUCAAUUUUUUCAUUUCGAAGAGGAAUAGUAGAAGAAGCAACAAGCCUUCUUUACUAUAAGAAUUGUGGAACAGUCUACCUCUGGAACUGGUCACAGUAAAGGGCUUCAAAACAGGGUCAGGCAAAUUCUUAGAACAAAAUAUAUGGAAUACCCACAUUCACUUCCCUUCGUUCACCCACACCCAUUCCCUUUUAUCCCUCUUCUCACCUCCUUUGUUGAACUUGAUGGACAUGUUUCUUUUUCCACCUGUACUAACUAUGUGAGAAUGCCACAACAUAGAGCUAAAAGAAAUGAGGCUCCAGAAUAUUUUUUUCAUAGUGAAUACCAUUAGUUAUAAGCCGGCUGUGAAGAUAGCUGACUCUAUUUUAAAACGGUAGAGCAGUGUUUCCAAGCGCGGUCCUCAAGCACCCCCAACAGGUCAUGUUUUCAGGAUUUCCUUAGUCUUUCACAGGUGAUAUGACUGUGGUGAUGUCUGAUGCACUGACCAUAAUUUUAUCCCCUGUGAAAUACUGAGGAAAUCCUAAAACAUGACCUGUUGGGGGGGUACUAGAGGGCCGUGCUUGGGAAACACUGCUGUAUAGGCCUCAUGCACACAGUUGUAUUGCGGUUCAAUACAGCUUCUGAGUUAAUUGGAGGUGUAAUGCGGCACCAAUAUCCUUCUAUUGAGCUCUUCUGUACCGCUUUAUGCUUCUAAUGUAAAAUAGAGGGUAUUUUUUGUUGGGUAAUGCAUAAGCUUAGAAGGAGGGGUUGGUAUUAAAGCAGGUCUGUUGGCAGGUAAAAGGGGUAUAAAGAAGGACAUGGCUGCAUGGGGCUAGUCAUAAAGAUUUUUGGCAUAUUUUAUUUAAGUUCAGUAGUCUUCUUCUCUAUUGGCAAGAUAUAAGCUGUUUUCAUGCAACAACAUGAAUAAGACAAUGAUUCAAAACAAUGCCCUAGACAUUUUUCUACAUGUAAGAUUUUAUAUUACAUUUUUUUUUAUUUUUUUUAUACAAUUUAUCAAAGACUGUGCAGAGGAAAAGUUUACCAGUUUCCCAUAGCAAUCAGUCAGCUUGCUUCUUUCAUUUUUUAAAAUGCCUGUGAAAAAUGAAAGAAGCAAUAUGAUUGGUGCACAGGUUUUGAUAAAUUUCCCCCAAAAAACUUAUAACAUAUAUGCAUAUACUUGCUUUUGUUAUAAAUGAGAUUAUAUACAGGGUGGGCCAUUUAUAUGGAUACACCUUAAUAAAAUGGGAAUGGUUGGU